AUGCUCACUCCCAUUGACCCCGCCUCUUUCUCGCCCAUCGAUGGCUUCUCUCCUUCCCGCUCCCUCUUCAAGCGUUGCAAAACAUGCGACUCCGUCCCGACCUGUCCAGCUUGCCCUGAUGGCCAGACAUGUACCAUGACCACGCAGACUUGCGACAGCUGUUCUACCACGAAAUGUGUGUCGACUUCAACCAAUACUGCACCUCCGUCCAAGGGUACCAAUGUUGGUGCCAUUGCGGGUGGUGUGGUCGGAGGUGUGGUCGCUCUGGCCUUGCUCCUCUUCCUCAUCUGGUGGUUCGUUAUUCGUAAGCGCCGCAGUGCUCAAGCCGAGGAGAAGGAUCAUAGUGCCUUCAAUGCCGCCCGGGACGGACGCAAGUCCACCCAAUCCAUCGCCUCUACCGUUCUCACCCGUGCCUCCAACGUCAUCCAAAUUGCCUACAUUCCAGGCGUCACCAAUCGCUCCCCUCCCGAGACCCCUGCUACACUGGUGCCUCCCGUGCCACCCCUUCCCGGUGCGCACCCCGAUCAGCACUUCUUCAUGCCAGGUGAUCUGCGGGAUUCCUCUUGGACCACGAUGACGGGUCACCAAAGCAUGUCCCCAACCCUGCGGAGCAGUGUUGCGACAACCGUCUACCGCAGUGACGCCAUCGUCAGCGCAACCCCGGCGCAACAGAUUCAGCGUUCUCGUGCCAACAUCGUCAGUGUUCACAACGGACCUGGAGGUUCUGGCACUAGUACUCCGACUCAAGGAGUCCCGGUUAUGAUCACUCCCAGGGAUGCCCCCGCCGUCCCCGCUAUCACCUCGACUCAACUCGCCAAAGCUAGCGCCAUGUCACAGAGCGGCAGUUCCAUCGUGGCACGUCAAGUGAUGGCCAAGCCCGUCAUGGUCCGUGGUGCAUCAGUGAAGAAGAAGGAUGGACAGGUCCCUGCCAACAAGGAGACACAGGCAGACAAGAUGCCGGCCACCGCUGGAUCGGAUAGCAGCCGCCAAUUUGAUCAUCAAACAUCCACAUUCGACGGCAACUCCUCCGACGAAGAAGGCGACGAGACUCGCCCAACUACCUCCUCCAAUUCCACCAAGACCAAGCCUGCCACCACCCCCGAAGAGACUGCCGAAGACUCUGGUCCCUUCCAAGAUCAUCUCACCACCUCGGACACAACCUCUUCCUCGGUAGAUCAGAAACGCAGCUCCCACCACACCGAUCGCACACCACCACCACGUGUACGGAGUCCCUUCUCCGAUGACAACGAGGUGAAAUGA
Molecule: messenger RNA, 1260 nt
Organism: Penicillium cataractarum
Lineage: Eukaryota; Fungi; Ascomycota; Eurotiomycetes; Eurotiales; Aspergillaceae
Exons: 2
Coding region: 1-1260 (419 amino acids)
Source: RefSeq, a predicted model, not a curated record